GUGGCGCGGCCGGGCAGGGUUGUCCCUGCGGCUGCUGCAGCGGCAGUGGCGGCGGCGGGGCGCGCGGCCCUUCGUCAUGUACACCUUCGUGGUGCGCGACGAGAACAGCAGCGUCUACGCGGAGGUGUCCCGGCUGCUCCUCGUCACCGGUCACUGGAAGAGGCUGAGGCGGGACAACCCCAGGUUUAAUCUGAUGUUGGGGGAGCGGAACCGGCUGCCUUUUGGGAGACUGGGUCAUGAGCCUGGACUGCUGCAGCUGGUGAAUUACUACAGGGGGGCUGACAAACUGUGUCGAAAAGCUUCUUUAGUGAAGCUAAUCAAGACAAGCCCGGAACUGGCUGAGUCCUGUACAUGGUUCCCAGAGUCGUAUGUGAUUUAUCCAACUAAUCUAAAGACCCCAGUUGCUCCAGCGCAGAAUGGAAUCCAGCCACAAGUCAGUAACUCAAGGACAGAUGAAAGAGAAUUCUUCCUGGCUUCUUAUAACAAAAAGAAAGAGGAUGGAGAAGGCAACAUUUGGAUUGCAAAGUCAUCAGCUGGUGCCAAAGGCGAAGGCAUCCUCAUCUCCUCAGAGGCGUCAGAGCUUCUGGAUUUCAUAGACAACCAGGGCCAGGUGCAUGUGAUCCAGAAAUACCUUGAGCACCCUCUGCUUCUGGAGCCAGGGCACCGCAAGUUUGACAUUCGAAGCUGGGUCUUGGUGGACCAUCAGUAUAAUAUCUACCUCUAUAGAGAGGGUGUUCUCCGAACUGCUUCAGAACCAUAUCAUGUGGAUGAUUUCCAAGACAAGACCUGCCAUUUGACCAAUCACUGCAUUCAAAAGGAGUACUCAAAGAACUAUGGAAAGUAUGAGGAAGGGAAUGAAAUGUUCUUCGAGGAGUUCAAUCAGUACCUAAUGAGUGCUUUGAACAUUACCUUGGAAGCUAGUAUCUUACAACAAAUCAAGCAUAUAAUAAGGAGCUGCCUCAUGAGUGUGGAGCCGGCCAUCAGCACCAGGUACCUCCCUUACCAGAGCUUCCAGCUCUUUGGCUUCGACUUCAUGGUGGACAAGGAGCUGAAGGUCUGGCUCAUUGAGGUCAAUGGCGCCCCAGCUUGUGCUCAGAAGCUCUAUGCAGAACUGUGCCAGGGCAUCGUGGACUUAGCCAUAUCCAGUGUCUUCCCACCCCCAGAUGUGGAGCAGCAGCCACAGUCAGCUGCGUUCAUCAAGCUGUGACCGACGGGGCACUCAGAGCUGCCUUGGGAAAUGUACCGGGUCCUGGUCCAUGGCAAGGCGAAAUGACCAGACUGCUCCUUAUCAAGCUGAGAUGGGAAAGAGAGGCAACUUGAACGAUGGGACAGAAGAGAGCAGGAGAAGAGGAAGCAACUCCCAGAGCUGGCUGCUGAGGGAGCUGCCCUGUGGAGCUCUCAGCAGUGCAGUUGCAAUUGAGGAAACUGAGGCACAUGUCUCUGAGCAGGGAGCAGAAUGUUCAUCCGUGGGGUGAAAGCAGGGAUUUGGUUUCCUGUGUGUUCUCACCCUUGGGAAGUCUCUUUCUGCUUAGAUGGCAUUGGAAGCAGAGCCUGUCCUCCCCAAGUGUGGCAGACCACCGGUACCGCUGCUCUUUCCAGCCACCUACUGGAGCCUUAGUGCCUUAGCUCUGUGCCCAGCUGCUUUCUGGGACAUGGACUGGAUGUUAGAGCACUUUGGAGGUUGCCUGUGUGUCCCCUGCUCAUCCCCUCCAUGACACUCUGUCCCCCUAAACUCUGGACAAGCAUGCACCAACAGUCUUAGUUUUGUUCCGUGUGUCAGCUUCUCAAUGAAGGCUGCUCUCUGUCACCUUUCUGGUGAUGUGGGAGUCCUCUGGAUUGGGCCCAAACAGUACCCACUGCUCUCUCUCGGUCUAUUCUCUGCAUGUUUUAGAAACAAAGCAACAAGUCUGCCAAACUUGUAAGCCUCAAAUAAGCAUGACAGAGGAAAAAUCAUACAGCAUCUACAGUAUCUUGCUUUACUUAAUAGGUUGGAUGUGUGUGGUCAUGGCGGGGCUUUGAAAUAUGAUGAUUAUCAGUUAUUUUUGUUUUAAUCAGAAUGCUAACUGCAGAUCUGCAAAGUUCCCUUUCCUUCAAUUUUUUUAAAUUUAUAAAAUCCUGAGCGUUAGAAAGGUAGAAUUCCACGCCCCGUAUCUUCCCAGAUGGCCAUGACACAGGUGGCUUCUCCUUUUGAUCUCCCUGUGCUUCAAGCACCUUCUCUAAGAGCUGGAGGGGCAGGUUCCAUUCUAGGAAGGAUUCUGAGUCUGCUUGUGCCUGUAGGCCUCAGGAGAGAGGCUCUUUGAAUAAGUGUAUGUCCUGCUUAGAUGGGAAAGAAGUGAUUUCAGAGCUCCACACAGCUUCUUGUAAGUCACAAAAAGGUGUACAACAAAGAUGUGGUUUCUAAGUACUGGAUCAACUAAUAUUUUGUAGGCUUCUCAGGAGGCCACAUCACUAGCAGUGGGAAGAUGUUUUUUGUCUUCAGAGUGAACUAAGUAAUUAGGCUUUUCUUAGAGUGUCCUGGAAAUUAUAGCAGCAGACACAGGAAACUGUACUCCUCCCCAGGACAUGGUGUACUCCUUCUUGCUGCAUAUGUGUGCUCCAGUAUUCAUUUCUGCUUGGCAGAUCCUGCAGUCAGGUGAGACUUACAAAAGAAGAGAAGCAUUACCUCCUCAGAUAUGAUGAGAUGUGGAAGCUUCUGGUGAAAAAGGAAUAAUUAUAGAAAUUAUGUGCUAGAGACAGUGAUGGGUGAUUGGAUAUAAAGGUGUUAUAGUGAAGUGAUAAAGGUCCCAAAGGAGUUGGUGCUCAUGGGAAUUGGGGAUAUAAAAAGUCCCACUGGUUACCUGAAAUAUGGAGAAUAAAGUUUGCACCAAGGGUAAAAUAAGAUCCAGUGGUAAGUCAAUCCUGGAGGUCCAGCACAGCUGACAGGUGAGUGUGUGGGAACUCUUAAGAAUGGAGUGAGAUGUGAUCCCUUCACAGCAAGAUGCACAUCCAUUUAGGAAGUAAGGGGUCGGGGUUCUUGGAAGGUCUAGGUGGGCUGGUGAUGGAGAAAAACUGGAGGUUUCUGUGUGCUUUUGGACCCAAAUUAUGGGAACAUUUCAGAGUUUUCCAGCUCAUACAGUGAUAGAGCUCAGAAUUCAGGUGUUAGAAAGUCUAUGAAUCCUGAUAGAUUUUGUAAGAAACCUGAAUCCAUUGCAUAUAUGUGAGUGAGGCAUGGCUUUAAGAAAAGUUACAGUUCGUUCCUCACAUGGUUCCCAGCAUGUACAUGUAUAAAGCAUAUCUAUAAUGCAUUAAUUUCCAAUUGUGUGGGAAGGUUGGCUCAGAACUGUCCCAUACCCUUCCAUGGUGCCCUGGACACAGUUGGUCUUGCCUGACUCCCCAGUGUCAUAGGGUUGGUCCGAGUGAGCACUGCUGGUUGCUGGGAGAAGAGGUGUUACUUAUUUGGAGAUGUUGAUUCUAGUCUUGGCUCUGUUAUUUGACUGCACAGUAUCAGAGGAGCCCCCUGACCUCUCUGUGCCUUAGUUUCUUAUCUCAUGGAAGAUUGUUGCCUGACUAGGGACUACCUCAAGGGCUUUUUGUGAGGAUAGAUGAGAGUAGGAAAACUCAAGAGCCUUUAGUGCCAUGCUGACUACAUGCUACAAACAUCUAUAAAACUUUUUUUUAAAAUGUUGGUGCCUACAUCUUCACUCUCCUCCCAGCCCUGGCCAAUUAAACCACAAACUCAGGCAGCAGCAGUGUCUUGAGAUGCCUUGAAUUACUGCCUCGAGAGGAAGAAAGAAAUGCAUUAUUACCUUGGAAGAAUCCUAUAAGGCUUAAGGGUUUUAAAAGAAUUCUUUUUGGAAACAGGCAUUUCUUUAAGAACACCCAGAUGUUGACAUCUGUAUUCAUGGUACAAGCCAGUAUUGUCUAAGCAGGUUCUCUUGUUUGCUUCUCAUCACAGUGUUUGGAAACUCAGAUAUGCUUAACAUAUAGUUUAUGAAGUCUUGACAGCAAAUGUAAACAGACAUGGAUUUAUAAAUCUAAAUAUGUGUUAAAGUUGUAAUUAGUUAUGAGAGAAAAGCCCUUUCCCUCACACGUAACUCCUUCGUUAAUUAUAAACUGCAUUUUUCCAAGAACAUUUAAGUGCCUCAGUGUUUGUAUGAUGGGGCAGAGCAGGUGCCAGUUUAUGUCCCAGCUGACAUGAUGUUUUGCAAGCUCCCCAGGGUCAUGCCCAGGCACAUGGAACAUCUGGGAGUACUGGAAUUGGGAGUACUGGAAAUGUGCUGGGAUCCACAGAACCCACAGGGUCAGUAAAGCUACAAAGUGUUUUCAUGAACAGUUGCAGUUGUGUCGACAGGGGUGGAGCCAGUCGUGUUUCGGGGGUGGCAGAGGGUUUGCUACUAAGGAACACAAGAUGCCAUAGCAGAUCGCAUGUAGCAUGUGGGUGCUGUAGAGGAAAUUCAGCGAUGUACAUGACUCUGAUCCUGGACAUAGACUCUGUACCUAUGAAGAAAUUGUUUCUGAAAUAAGGCAAUUUUGUGAAUGUUUAAAAUGCUUGGAGCAUUAAAGUAAUGUUAUUUCAA
Molecule: messenger RNA, 4556 nt
Organism: Heterocephalus glaber (naked mole-rat)
Lineage: Eukaryota; Metazoa; Chordata; Mammalia; Rodentia; Bathyergidae
Gene: Ttl
Product: tubulin tyrosine ligase
Biological process (GO): microtubule cytoskeleton organization; protein modification process
Cellular component (GO): spindle microtubule
Molecular function (GO): tubulin-tyrosine ligase activity
Source: RefSeq, a predicted model, not a curated record